CCAAACAAAAAUGGAGACAGGAGGAGUAGCGACGCCAAGAGUCGCCGUCGUGGUUUUCAUCGUCAAAGGAAACUCAAUCUUAUUAGGAAAACGCCGUUCAUCAAUCGGAGACUCCACCUUCGCUCUCCCCGGCGGCCACCUCGAAUUUGGAGAGAGCUUCGAAGAAUGCGCAGCGAGAGAAGUGAUGGAGGAAACGGGGCUUUUGAUAGAGAAGAUGAAGCUUUUGACUGUAACAAACAACGUUUUCAAGGAAGCUCCGAAGCCUUCUCACUACGUAACUGUUUUCUUGCGCGCGACGGUUGUGGAUCCGGGUCAGGAUCCGGAGAAUUUGGAGCCUGAGAAGUGUGAAGGGUGGGGUUGGUACGAUUGGUUUAGUAAUCUCCCGACGCCUUUGUUCUGGCCGCUUGAGAAAAUGGUUAAAAGCGGUUUUAAUCCGUUUUUGUGAUUAGAUGAUGUAAUCCGAGAGGGCACGAGUUCGAUUCUCUCGGACUGCCCCUCUUAUUUUUCCUUUUUUUAAGGAUAUUUUCUAAUCAUCUAGAGGUGAAUUAAAGACUGUGUGUGUUUUUCUAUGUAAUGGAUUUUAUUUAACUAUGUUUGAUUACAAUAAUAAAGAGUGUACUGCAUAACAUGUUUGUUGAUUUAUCUAUAUUUUGAUUCUACUACUAAAGAUUGCAUUGCAUAACAUGUGUGUUCUAUGUGUUGAGG
Eruca vesicaria subsp. sativa (arugula) is the source of this 705-nucleotide messenger RNA. NCBI's taxonomy places the organism in Eukaryota, Viridiplantae, Streptophyta, Magnoliopsida, Brassicales, Brassicaceae. The record is from the annotation of a GenBank genome assembly.